AUGGAGUGGCUUCUUCCGAUCAAGCAGGGCGCGUCUGUCGCCAUCGGGGGGAUGAGCGAGGAGAAGGAGGUGCGCGUGCUGGACUGGCGAGAGGAGUUCCACUCGUCGCCCAUCUUCGGCGCCACGUCGCACCGGUCCCGCAUGGUCAGCCUGUCGGCGGCCACCGGCCACGACAGCCAGCCCCUGGACCCCUACUUGACCGAGCAUUUCCUCGAGGAGGGCGAGCCCGGCGGGGAGAGCAACUUGUACGACCUUGUCGUCCACCAGACCAACGGUUGGGUCAUGGAGCAGAUUUGGGGGUUUGGCAUGGUGAACGAGCAGAGAUGGCUUAUGAGGACCAUGGCUAUCAGGAAAGACGGCGGGGUAGUCAAUGCUAGGGCUAUUUAUGAGUGGAAGGGCAAGGAGGAUGGCGGGAAAUAG
Messenger RNA from Gaeumannomyces tritici R3-111a-1, 420 nucleotides. RefSeq lists its product as hypothetical. Lineage: Eukaryota; Fungi; Ascomycota; Sordariomycetes; Magnaporthales; Magnaporthaceae. The coding region runs from base 1 to 420 and encodes 139 amino acids. The record is from RefSeq and is a predicted model, not a curated record. The transcript is spliced from 2 exons.